AUGGCGGCAUCCACUUCUUAUCGCAGAACGCUCACGGGCCUCGUUCGAGAUCUUUCGCUAGCAUCCUCGUCAACCACUGCGUCUGCACAGUCGUCAAUAGCUGCACGAUGCUUCUCGGCCUCAGCAAGCACGGCUAACCAGGCCUCUUCUUCGUCUGCGAGACAGUCUGUUUACCCAUCAUCCUCCUCGACAUCUUCGUCUACCGCUGCAUCCUCUCCCAGGUCCUCGUCCAAGACUGUGAUAAGGACAAUCCCCAUUUCGUCUCCUUUCCUCGACAAGCCCAUGCCCUUGGGCUUUCCGUCAGACACUCUUCGAGCUUUCCCGUCGUUACUCCACUUUGCCGACCCCGUGCUGGAUCCUCAUCCCGACAAUGUGAUCCGAUCCACACCCACCACCUCGACUCCCUAUCCUUCCACCGUCACUAUACUCAACGAGCCACGCAUGUUUGAGCCAACACCUCCCUCGGCCGACUCGCUGGUUCUCUCUUCGGUCUCGGACGCAGACGAAGUCAACUUGGAACAGUACCUAUCCACCGUGACGCCGCUCUCGGUGCACGAGGUGCGCAAUCUGCAUCGUCACGCCAUCGUGCUCAAGCGUGUCGUACACAUGACCACCAAGGGCAAAGACGCCAGCAUGUACGCACUCGUUAUUGCAGGCAACGGUAAAGGCCUCGUUGGCUACGGCGAGGGCAAGGACACCAACGCAUCCAAAGCAGGUCGCAAAGCCUUCAACGCGGCCGUCAAGAAUCUCGACAGCGUCGCCAUUCACAAGGGCAGCGACGGCUCACGUACCGUCGAGACACAGCUCGAAGCAAAGUGGGGUGCUAGCCGCGUCGUCUUGCGACCGCGACCCGCCGGCUUUGGGCUGCGCGUUCCACCAGUCAUCCACGCCAUCUGCCGUUCAGUGGGCAUCACCGACCUCAGCGCCUCGAUCUACGGCUCCACCAAUCCAGUCAAUGUGGUCAAGGCGGCGCUGCAGAUCUUGUGGGGUGGUGCGGCUCCGCUCGGAAUGGGCGACGGUGUUGGUGGCCAGAUGCGUCGCAAAGACAAGGGCAGAGGCAUGCGAGGACGCCUCGACAUCGAACGCAGCCGAGGUCGCCGCAUUGCUCAAGUCAACAUGGCCAAGUGA
Mycosarcoma maydis (corn smut) is the source of this 1128-nucleotide messenger RNA. RefSeq names its product mitochondrial 37S ribosomal protein uS5m. The transcript has a single exon. The coding region runs from base 1 to 1128 and encodes 375 amino acids. The record is from RefSeq and is a predicted model, not a curated record. NCBI's taxonomy places the organism in Eukaryota, Fungi, Basidiomycota, Ustilaginomycetes, Ustilaginales. Gene Ontology annotation, cellular component: ribosome. Gene Ontology annotation, molecular function: RNA binding; structural constituent of ribosome. Gene Ontology annotation, biological process: translation.